GCAACAGCUUGAUGCCGCGCUGCAAGCAAACAUGGCAGACGAGAUUAGCUAAAGGGAGAGCUUCUUUUCACAGAAUAAGACUAGCGCAGUUACAGCUCACACGUUCUAUGCAACUUUAGUUAAUUUAGGAGGUAGAAUCGUGGGAGCUGUUCAAACGCAGAUCUUCACGUCUACGUGCACGUAAUAGUCGCUUAGCAAGUUUGCUAGCGUGUAGGCUAAUAUCUGGCUAACGUUAGCUUGGUUCUACAGAUACACCGUUACUCGAUUCAUUGACAUAUUAGUCAGAGCUGUUUGUAGAUGUAGUUUUUAUUUUUAUCCGCUUUAUUAUGUUUAGUGUUAGUAAAAUGACUGGUUAGUUUCAGUAACGUUACUGUGUGUUUGAGGAAGGAGAACCGUCGUCACCAUGCUCUUGUCUCGGAUGAAGCCAGCAGUGGGCGGUGAGGCCUCCACCAGUUCUAAUGAGAAGAAAAGGAAGAAUAAAAGCAAAAAAAUUCCAAGGCUUGAAGAUUAUCUAAACCAAAGAGACUACCUGGGAGCGCUGACUCUAUUAGAGUUCCAGCGUAAUGGCGGAGUCUCAGUGGAGCACGCAGAUCUUUGGACAGGCUUCUGUGCCUUUCAUGUAGGAGACCACAAGAGAGCAAUGGAGGAGUACAAGGCCCUCACUUUGAGGCCGGAUUGUCCAGUGGAUGUUUGGGUAUAUCUGGGCUGUGCACUGUUUUUCCUUGGGCUUUAUAAAGAGGCUGAGGAGGCAGCACUGAAAGGGUCGAAAACUCAGCUCCAGAAUCGCCUGCUCUUUCAUUUAGCUCAUAAGUUCAAUGAUGAAAAGAAACUGAUGGGUUUCCAUCAGAACCUGGAGGACGUGACAGAGGAUCAGCUGAGCUUGGCUUCCAUCCACUACAUGCGCUCUCAUUACCAGGAGGCCAUAGACAUCUACAAACGGAUCUUACUGCAGAACAGAGAAUUUCUGGCCCUGAAUGUGUAUGUGGCUCUAUGCUACUAUAAGCUGGAUUACUAUGACGUGUCUCAGGAGGUGCUGGCCGUGUAUUUGCAGAGUAUCCCUGACUCUACUAUCGCCCUCAACCUCAAAGCCUGCAACCACUUUAGACUCUAUAAUGGCAAAGCUGCUGAGACAGAGUUGAAGAACCUGAUCGACAUCUCCUCCAGCUCGUUUCAGUUUGCUAAAGAGCUGAUCCAGCACAAUCUGGUGGUGUUUCGCGGAGGUGAAGGGGCCCUGCAGGUUUUACCUCCUCUGAUUGACGUCAUAUCUGAGGCCAGACUCAACCUGGUCAUCUAUUAUCUCCGACAAGAUGACAUUCAGGAGGCCUACAAACUAAUCAAAGACCUUGAGCCCACCACGCCUCAGUGUGAUGAUGGUCUCCUCUGCCGUCAUUCACAGGAAUAUAUCCUCAAAGGGGUGGUAAAUGCUGCUUUGGGACAAGAAAUCGGAUCGAGGGACCAUUUGAAAAUUGCCCAGCAGUUUUUCCAGUUGGUUGGAGGCUCAGCUAGUGAAUGCGACACAAUACCAGGCAGGCAAUGUAUGGCCUCUUGCUUUUUCCUGCUGAAACAGUUUGAGGAUGUGCUCAUCUACCUCAACUCAGUCAAGAGUUACUUCUACAAUGAUGACACGUUCAGCUUUAACUACGCUCAGGCCAAGGCAGCUCUUGGGAACUACAGAGAAGCUGAAGAGCUGUUCCUGCUCAUCCAGAAUGAGAAGAUCAAGAGUGAUUAUGUUUUCCAGAGCUGGUUAGCGCGCUGCUACAUCAUGAAUCAGAAGCCUCGACAGGCCUGGGAGCUUUAUCUGAGAAUGGAAACCUCAUCCGACCCCUUCAGCCUCCUGCAGCUCAUCGCUAAUGACUGCUACAAGAUGGGGCAGUUCUAUUAUGCAGCUAAAGCAUUUGAUGCUCUGGAGAGACUGGAUCCAAACCCUGAGUACUGGGAAGGGAAGCGUGGAGCUUGUGUCGGCAUCUUCCAGCUCAUACUGGCAGGCCGAGAGUCAAGAGAAAUACUGAAAGAGGUUUUGCCGAUGUUGAGGAGCACUGGUAACCCACAGGUUGAGUACAUCAUCCGCAUCAUGAAGAAAUGGGCCAAAGACAACAGAGUGGCUCUCUGAUUGGCUAUAUCGAUACACAUAUUGAUUCUUUUGUAAAUUAUAUUUAAAAAAAACCCUUUUGUACCUUUUCUUUAUGCUUGCUUGUUUGUAUCAUCAAAAUAUGUGGCGAGUAAAACAGUUGAGAUGCAUCACCUGCAGUAACUGUGGCCUGUACACCCAAUACUGUAUAUUUUUCUAAUACUUGCAGUUGUCAUGAAUAGAAAACUUUGCAUUUACAAUAUUUCUCUGUGUGAAUGUUUUCUGUCAGAGAGACAGCGUAACAAAUAAAGUUGAUAUCUUUUAA
Molecule: messenger RNA, 2393 nt
Organism: Danio aesculapii
Lineage: Eukaryota; Metazoa; Chordata; Actinopteri; Cypriniformes; Danionidae
Gene: ift56
Product: intraflagellar transport 56
Exons: 17
Coding region: 404-2110 (568 amino acids)
Biological process (GO): intraciliary transport involved in cilium assembly; intraciliary anterograde transport
Cellular component (GO): intraciliary transport particle B; ciliary base; ciliary basal body
Molecular function (GO): intraciliary transport particle B binding; protein binding
Source: RefSeq, a predicted model, not a curated record